AUGCAUAACUUCUACUAUCAUAACCGCUCAGGACGCAGAGGUGGUGGAACUGGGCUCCUUGCGAAAAAGAACAUCACAGUAAAAAAGAUCGAUGCUGGUGAGAAGAAGUCAUUUGAAUUUUCUCAGUUGAAUAUUCAUCAUGACAACUUCAGAAUGCGCUUGCUAAUUAUCUAUCGCCCUCAGUACUCUGCUGAUCAUCCAGUGACGAUCAAUACAUUUCUACAAGAGUUUGCUGAAUACCUGGAAUSUAUUAUACUGUCACCUGAGCCUGUAAUUAUUGUAGGAGAUUUCAACAUUCACGUUGAUGUCAAGGAUGAUCCUGACGCAAUGAAAUUUGCUGAUCUAUUGUCGUCCCUGGGUUUAAAUCAGCUUGUUUCUGAAACAACUCAUAUACAUGGACAUACCCUAGAUCUGGUUAUUUCAAGGAAGUUUGACAAUGUUAUUGAAGACAGCCCUAUCAUCGGUCGAUAUUUAUCUGAUCAUGCUGCUGUGUUAUGUCGUCUAAAUCAGAUCAAACCAACAGCCUCUGUCAAGCAGAUAUCGUAUAGGAAAAUUAAAUCAUUGGAUGUUGACAUCCUUCGUGAGGACCUUAUGAAAACUGAGCUUUGCAAUAGAGCAUUCACUGACUUAGACGAACUGUCAUCACUCUAUAAUACCACUUUGAAGUCAUUACUUGAUGUGCACGCUCCUUUGAUUACGAAGAUGGUUGUUUAUCUAGGAAAUGUCUUCCGUGGUUUAAUAAUGAAAUCAAAACAUCACUUAGAGCUAGAAGGAAAGCUGAAAGAAGAUGGAGAGCUACAAAAUCUKCUCUUGAUUUUGGUACUUUCAAAUUAA
Messenger RNA from Exaiptasia diaphana, 834 nucleotides. RefSeq lists its product as uncharacterized. The transcript has a single exon. The coding region runs from base 1 to 834 and encodes 277 amino acids. Gene Ontology annotation, molecular function: catalytic activity. The record is from RefSeq and is a predicted model, not a curated record. Lineage: Eukaryota; Metazoa; Cnidaria; Anthozoa; Actiniaria; Aiptasiidae.